Molecule: messenger RNA, 978 nt
Organism: Neurospora tetraspora
Lineage: Eukaryota; Fungi; Ascomycota; Sordariomycetes; Sordariales; Sordariaceae
Product: activator of Hsp90 ATPase
Exons: 3
Coding region: 1-978 (325 amino acids)
Biological process (GO): protein folding; positive regulation of ATP-dependent activity
Cellular component (GO): cytosol
Molecular function (GO): ATPase activator activity; protein-folding chaperone binding
Source: RefSeq, a predicted model, not a curated record
AUGGUUCUGCACAACCCCAACAACUGGCACUGGGUCAACAAGGAUGCCACCUCAUGGGCCAAGCAGUGGUUUGAGGAUAACCUCACCAAGCUUGAGGCCAAGGAGGGGGAUGUGACUGCCAAGAUUAGCAAGAUUAUUAGCAUGGAUGGAGAUGUCGAUGUUGCGCAGCGCAAGGGCAAGGUGAUCACCAUUUUUGAUGUCAAGUUAACCCUGGAGUACACAGGCUCCACUGCCACCGACGACAAUGUCUCGGGCACCAUCACCGUUCCCGAGGUGUCCCAUGAGUUGGACGAGGACGAGUUCGUUUUCGAUAUUGAUAUCUACUCGGAUUCCAACGAGAAGAGGCCCGUCAAGGACCUUGUGCGCAACAAGCUUGUUCCCCAGCUCCGCAAGGAGUUUCUGAAGCUCUCCCCGGCGCUCGUCGCUGAGCACGGCAAGGAUAUCCAGCAUGCUCCCGGCUCCAACCCCUCGAGCGGCUUCUCCACCCCCAAGUUCGUUCCUCAGCCUUCCUCCUCGAGCGCGCCCGCCGUCUCCUCCGCCCAGACCAGCAGCGGCGGUAUUGUUAAUAGUACUACUGUGACCGAUCAAGAGGAGUUUCGUACUACCGCCGAGGAGCUCUACCAGACCUUCACCGACCCCGGCCGUUUGGCCGCUUUCACUCGCGCCCCUCUCAAGGUCUUUGAGGGUGCCAAGCCGGGCGGCAAGUUCGAGCUCUUUGGCGGAAAUGUUACCGGCGAGUAUGUUGAGCUCCAGGAGCCCACCAAGAUUGUCCAGAAGUGGCGUCUUGAGCAGUGGCCCAAGGGUCACUACUCGACCCUGAAGAUCGAGUUCGACCAGAACGACGUUGACAAGGUUACUGUUAUGCGCGUCGAGUGGACUGGCGUCCCCGUCGGCCAGGAGGAGAUUACCAAGAACAACUGGCUUGAGUACUACGUCCGCAGCAUUAAGAGGACUUUUGGCUUCGGAACUAUUCUCUAA